AUGGGUCCCCAACUAACCCCUUCACUUGCUAGAGGGGUCUUAAAAAAAGGAGACUCUCUCCCCCCCAUGUUGUUUCUACUCGUGGUUGAUGUCCUGUGCAAGAUGCUUCACAAUAGUUGUGACCACGGGGAUCUUUCUGAACUCCAUUUGAAGGGCAUGCUCAACGACAUCAAGUCGUUACAGUUUGCAGACGACACAAUUGUCUUCUGCAAGGCUAAUCCCACAGACAUUACCAAUCUCAAAUCUAUUUUAUAUCUCUUUGAAUGUACCUCUGGGCUAUCUAUCAACUUCUCCAAAUCUAACCUGUUCUACAGUGGUAAAUCAUCUACUAAGGGGCCUCUCCUAGCCAACAUUCUCAAUUGUUCCUUUGCAUCCCCUCCUUUUAAGUACCUCGACCUUCCCCUGAAAAGAGGAUCCCUCUCUAGGGCUGAUUGGCAACCAUUGAUCGACUCUCUCUAUCGUAAGCUCUCCAUAUGGAAGAGUAAACAGCUUUCCAUUGGUGGAAGGCUGGUUCUCUUCAAAUCUGUCCUCUCCUCCAUACCCAUUUACUAUAUGUCCUUCUUCAAACUCUCUUGUUGGCUCAUCAAAAAAAUUGAUAGAAUCAGAUGUGAUUUCCUAUGGGGAGGUACAAAUACUAAUAUCAAAACCAUUCACCCUGUCAGAUGGGAUGCAGUUUGCUCACCUAAAGCCUGUGGAGGUCUUGGAGUCUCCAAUCUCCACUUAUUCAACAUCUCCCUCCUAUCCAAAUGGCUAUGGAAUUUCCUUGUCAAUAGCAACUACGUAGGCAAAGUCCUCCAGUCCAUCUAUCACUCCAACCUGCACAACCCCUCUCCUGCUUAUCAUAGCUCUAAAUUCUGGAAGGAUGUUACCUCCUGCUACCAUUUUUUCACUGGAUCUGUUAAAUGGGCACUAGGUGCCUCCUCCUCUAAGAAAGCUAUCAAGUUGAAAAAGUUCAUAUCCAGCUCGGGGCUACCUGAUAUUGCUGAGUCAAGUGCAGACAGUAAUGGAUUUCCAAGUCCUCAAGUGUAG
Messenger RNA from Asparagus officinalis (garden asparagus), 1029 nucleotides. RefSeq lists its product as uncharacterized. Lineage: Eukaryota; Viridiplantae; Streptophyta; Magnoliopsida; Asparagales; Asparagaceae. The transcript has 2 exons. The coding region runs from base 1 to 1029 and encodes 342 amino acids. The record is from RefSeq and is a predicted model, not a curated record.